Molecule: messenger RNA, 219 nt
Organism: Plenodomus lingam JN3
Lineage: Eukaryota; Fungi; Ascomycota; Dothideomycetes; Pleosporales; Leptosphaeriaceae
Source: RefSeq, a predicted model, not a curated record
AUGCGCCGUCAUGUGGAAAAAUUUGGAGUGGCUUCUAACAUGGAAGACAUGGAAGACUCGGCUGAUCACCUGCUCGCUUUUGAUGUUGCUCUCGAAGGACUUUGUUUGGGCAAGGCUCCAAUGCUGCAGGCACAUGCAUUCAGCUGCACUACCCGUAUGUCAAUUCACGUGCAUGAAGAGGAGGCUGCGGUUACUACUGAGGUUGCGAUCGAGGUCUGA